Pistacia vera is the source of this 1364-nucleotide messenger RNA. RefSeq names its product probable UDP-arabinopyranose mutase 2. The transcript is spliced from 4 exons. Bases 52 to 1134 code for a protein of 360 amino acids. Gene Ontology annotation, cellular component: cytosol; Golgi apparatus. The record is from RefSeq and is a predicted model, not a curated record. Gene Ontology annotation, molecular function: UDP-arabinopyranose mutase activity. Gene Ontology annotation, biological process: plant-type cell wall biogenesis; UDP-L-arabinose metabolic process. Lineage: Eukaryota; Viridiplantae; Streptophyta; Magnoliopsida; Sapindales; Anacardiaceae.
UCUUCUUCUUCUUCUUCUUCUUCUUACAGUUGAACCCUUUCGAGCUCAGCCAUGGCCACGCCCGUGUCUCCAAUUCCGCUCCUAAAGGACGAGCUCGACAUCGUCAUCCCCACCAUUCGGAACCUCGACUUCUUGGAGAUGUGGAGGCCAUUCUUUCAGCCUUACCACUUGAUCAUCGUUCAAGAUGGUGAUCCGUCCAAGGUUAUUAAGGUUCCCGAAGGCUUUGACUACGAGCUCUACAACAGGAACGAUAUCAACCGGAUUUUGGGUCCCAAGGCUUCCUGUAUAUCCUUCAAGGACUCUGCUUGCAGGUGCUUCGGCUUCAUGGUCUCCAAGAAGAAGUAUAUUUACACCAUUGAUGAUGAUUGCUUUGUUGCUAAAGAGCCAUCGGGCAAAGACAUCAAUGCCCUGGAGCAGCACAUAAAGAACCUUCUGACUCCAUCAACCCCAUUUUUCUUCAAUACUUUGUAUGAUCCAUACCAAGCAGGUGCAGAUUUUGUCCGUGGGUAUCCAUUCAGUCUCCGUGAGGGUGUCCCCACCGCCGUUUCUCAUGGCCUCUGGCUUAACAUCCCAGAUUACGAUGCUCCCACCCAGCUUGUCAAGCCUCGUGAGAGGAACACUAGGUAUGUUGAUGCGGUUAUGACCAUUCCAAAGGGAACCCUCUUCCCCAUGUGCGGUAUGAAUUUGGGAUUCAACCGUGAAUUGAUUGGCCCUGCAAUGUACUUUGGUCUCAUGGGCGAUGGUCAGCCAAUUGGGCGCUACGACGAUAUGUGGGCUGGAUGGUGCACCAAGGUUAUCUGUGACCACUUAGGACUUGGAGUGAAGACCGGUUUGCCUUACAUCUGGCACAGCAAAGCUAGCAACCCAUUCGUGAAUCUUAAGAAGGAAUACAAAGGAAUCUACUGGCAAGAGGAGAUCAUCCCAUUUUUCCAAACUACCACCCUUCCAAAGGAAUGCACGACUGUUCAGAAGUGCUACAUUGAACUCUCCAAGCACGUUAAGGCAAAACUUGGUAAGGUUGAUGAGUACUUUAUCAAGUUGGCCGAUGCCAUGGUCACAUGGAUUGAGGCAUGGGAUGAGCUGAACCCAUCUGGAGGAAAAGCUGCCGAGUUAGCCAACGGCGCUUCAAAAUAGAUUACCUCAUUAAUGUUUACUAUCUCAUUCGAUGGUCCUAGACUUGUUUUCAUCAGCAUUGCGUCCAAGCUUUUUCUGAGGCUUGGAUUAUUUAUUUUGCCGGUUGGAGGGGAAUUUAUUUAUCAUAGUACUAUUGAGUGUAGAACAAUAAGAAAUUUAUGUAUUCUGUAUGAGAUAGAUUCGAUUAUUAGCUGUUGAUUUGGCAAUGAUUGAGAUAUUUUUUUCGGAAA